GUCUAACCAGCAGUCGCGUGGGAGGUGAGGCUUGCCAGAAUACGGGUGGGAAAAAAUAACGCAGGCCGGACAGAAAGGGCGUCAGUGUGCCAAUCAAGUCCAGGGUGGGCUCUGCUGCUUAAAGAGCUGCGGAAGGUCCCGUCAGUUCGGUACACGCGCUGCGUGUUGAUGAGCCAGUCGUGACAGUCAGGCAACUUUUCACUACUUUUAAACACUCCAUAGGUCCGCCUUGUACGUGGAGACCACCGCUCACACGCUUCAUCACGGUUAGAGUGCGCCGCACACGUCGCCACACUGGAUCUAAGCGACCCCGGGAACUGGUGGAGCGGGGGGAAGCCCUGGAGGAAUGAUCGUCGACAGCAGGCCCGCGCGGUGGGCAACAUGACCGCGGUUCCUCGCGAGCUCCCGGCGGCGGAGGAGAGGCAGAGGGACACCGAGGCCGUGAGCGUGGCAAUGACGCCCUCCUCCUGCCCAGAGUCAGAGGGCAGCGAGCGCGUGUCUAUCAACGUGUCCGGUCUGCGCUUCGAGACGCAGCGCAAGACGCUCGCGCGCUACCCCGGCACGUUGCUGGGCGACGCGCGCAAACGCACGCGCUUCUUCGACGAAAGCCGGGGCGAGUACUUCUUCGACCGGAACCGCACGUGCUUCGAUGCGAUCCUGUACUACUACCAGUCGGGCGGGCGGCUGCGCAGACCCGUGAACGUGCCGGUGGAGAUUUUUCUAGAGGAGAUCAAGUUCUACGAGAUCGACGAGAGCGUGGUGGAAGGCUUCAUCGCGGACGAAGGGCUCGUGCGGGAUGAGGAGCAGCCGAUGCCCGCGAACGACUUCAAGAGGCAACUCUGGCUGCUCUUCGAGUACCCGGACAGCUCGAACGCAGCGCGCGCGAUCGCAGUGGUCUCGGUCAUGGUCAUUCUCAUCUCCAUCGCCGUCUUCUGCCUGGAGACGCUCCCGGAGUUCCGCGCGGAACAGGACGUGUUCAGCUACGCGCACCUCGCGCCCAACGCCACCCACGACGGCGACCAGGAUCCCGCGUGGUACACGGACCCGUUCUUCGCGCUCGAAACGCUGUGCAUCGCGUGGUUCUCCUUCGAGCUGCUCUCGCGCUUCUUCGCCUGCCCGAGCAAGUCCGCCUUCUUUAAGGACAUCAUGAACGCCAUCGACGUGGUGGCCAUCAUGCCCUACUUCGUAGCGCUCGCUCUCGAGCUGGCUGAGCAGGGCGCGAGCGCGCAGCAGGCUACACCUUUGGCCGUGCUGCGUGUGGUGCGCCUCGUGCGCGUCUUCCGCAUCUUCAAGCUCUCGCGCCACUCCAAGGGCCUACAGAUCCUGGGGCGCACGCUGCACGCCAGCAUGCGCGAGCUCGGUCUGCUCAUUUUCUUCCUCCUGCUGGGCGUCGUGCUCUUCUCGAGCGCCGUCUUCUUCGCCGAGGCCGAAGAGACCGAGUCCGACUUCACCAGUAUCCCCGCGUCCUUCUGGUGGGCUGUGGUGACCAUGACCACCGUCGGCUACGGGGACAUGAGCCCCGUCACCAUCGGGGGCAAAAUCGUGGGGUCAAUGUGUGCCGUGGCCGGUGUGCUGACCAUCGCCCUGCCCGUGCCGGUCAUCGUAGCCAACUUCAACUACUUUUACCACAAGGAGAACGACGAGGAGGAUCACACGCAAUAUACACACGUGACCUGCGGUCAACCGGCGGCACCUCUGGUAGAUGAGAACAGUAAAGGUGGCAGUAAAGUUUCUCUCAUUAAGUCAGUUUGUUCGGAUGAGGAUGAUUUUACUUCCUCCACAUACUUCAACUUUAGCCUGGAGGAGUACACGGGGAAGCUGACGGACGUGUGAGUUUCAAAACGGAAAGAACUCAGAUGAGCGCAAACGAUCAUGGAGAUUAAAAGAAGAUAAUAUUGUCACCAGCAGCAAUCAAUGAAUAUUGAUUUUAAGCUUUUCUUGACUAAACUGUUUUGGGAAAACAACAAUAUUCCUUUUAGACUAACUCAGGAAUUAUAAGAACUACAUAUGUAAACACUGCACUUGUAAAUGAAUAUAUAUUGUAUAUGUACCCGUUAUAAUGCCAGUGAAACAGUGAAACAAACAUGAAACCUGUGUUUUCCAGGAUGUAUUGAAAUAGCCAGUAGUAUCAGAGUUUCUCUGAUACAUAAAAUACUGUACAGACUUUAAG
Messenger RNA from Pygocentrus nattereri (red-bellied piranha), 2170 nucleotides. Its product is annotated as shaker-related potassium channel tsha2-like. The record is from RefSeq and is a predicted model, not a curated record. Gene Ontology annotation, biological process: potassium ion transmembrane transport; protein homooligomerization. Gene Ontology annotation, cellular component: membrane; paranode region of axon; voltage-gated potassium channel complex. The transcript is spliced from 2 exons. Gene Ontology annotation, molecular function: protein binding; delayed rectifier potassium channel activity. Lineage: Eukaryota; Metazoa; Chordata; Actinopteri; Characiformes; Serrasalmidae. The coding region runs from base 382 to 1833 and encodes 483 amino acids.